Messenger RNA from Triticum turgidum subsp. durum (durum wheat), 1206 nucleotides. NCBI's taxonomy places the organism in Eukaryota, Viridiplantae, Streptophyta, Magnoliopsida, Poales, Poaceae. The record is from the annotation of a GenBank genome assembly.
AUGAGGACCAAGAUGUUGGAGGGUGACGUGCAAGCGAUCACUAGAUGUAGUUGGAACAGUCUUGAGCUUGAGAACAUUACCAUUUUAUACCCUAUUCUUAUCAAUUUUCUUCAAUGCUUCCUAUUCCUAGCAACGACUGCUUUGGAGCAGAUGAAUCAUAGCCUUGUAUUGGACAAGCCAAUUAGAGUAUUGUGGUCUAACCAAGAUCCUGAUGCCAGGAGAAGUGGCAUUGGAAAUGUGUUUGUUAAGAACUUUGGUGAGCACGUUGACAAUGUAACUCUUCAAGAACUAUUCUCCAAGUUUGGAGAGCUAUUAUCUUGUAAAGUUGUUAGAAAUGAGGAUGGCACAAGUAGAGGCUAUGGUUUUGUUCAAUUUGCAGCGCAAGAGCCGGCAGACAUCGCAAUAGAGACUCUUAACAACUCUUACUUUGAGGGCAGAGAAUUGCUUGUAGCUCAUUUCAUUAAGAAGAGCGAACGAUCAGCCAAUAAUGAUGACAAAUACACUAACUUGUAUAUGAAGAAUAUAGAUGACGACAUGACAAAAGAACUCAUUAAAUUGAAGUUUUCUCAUCAUGGUCAAGUAACUAGUGUGAAGAUAAUGAAGAGAGAUGAUGGGACAUCCAAGGGUUUUGGGUUUCUUAGUUUCAAAAACCCAGAAAGUGCCAAGAAAGCAAAAGAGGCCAUGAAUGGGAUGGCUCUUGGUGUCAUGUUUUACGGCAAACCAUUGUAUGUUGCUAUUGCUCAAAGGAAAGAGGACAGAAAAGCUAGGCUGGAGCAACCGUUUGCUGAACUUGCUAUGAUGGAAGGAACUGCAAGUCCCGUGAUCCCCACAGGUUAUCCUCAUGUGUAUUUUGCCCAUCCCAGUACACACUUUCCUCAUGGUCUGUCAAGAAACAACAGGGGACGCAUGACCGGGAAUAUGAUGACUUUUCCCCACGCCGUUAAUUAUGUGUCACAUGCUCAGACAGCUAAAGAUUUCAUGUCCAUGUCCCGGCAGCCUGAUCUGGCCAGUAAGAUCACUGGAAUGUUACUGGAGCUAGAUAAUUCUUAUCUGCUGUCGAUGCUAAAUUCGCAGGAUACCUUGUCUACAAAAGUUAACGAGUGUGUGCAAGCUCUGCAAGGGCAGCAAGCGGCAAAAAAUAAGACUGCGGAUCUAGAGUCCCUACACCCUAGCUUCCUGAACUCUACCGGUGUAAAUGCCAACUGA